Messenger RNA from Cryphonectria parasitica EP155, 704 nucleotides. RefSeq lists its product as uncharacterized. The record is from RefSeq and is a predicted model, not a curated record. NCBI's taxonomy places the organism in Eukaryota, Fungi, Ascomycota, Sordariomycetes, Diaporthales, Cryphonectriaceae. The coding region runs from base 35 to 313 and encodes 92 amino acids. The transcript has a single exon.
CUGGUUUUUCAUCGAUUGUUAUGCUUCUCCCGUCAUGGAUACUCAUGCUCCAAGCUCGGGCUUUGAUAUCUCCACUUUGACGAAGGAUUGCUCCAAUCUCCUGGAAGAAUGGACUGGUAUGGCCAAAUCAAGAUCUGAAGCAGAGUUCGAAGUUGCUUCGAGCAUCAGAUUUCGGUUCAAUUUAUGGGCUCAAAACAAUGCAGCAUUGUCACGAGGGCUUGACUCGAUGGACCAGCGGUUAAGGAAAGCACCUGUGCUGCGAUGCAAGAUUAUAGACUUACUUGAGGACUUUGCUUCUAGCCUGCGAGGUUAGUCAAAUCAAGACCAAAGUUCUUCCUUGGAACACACGCUGAGCACAACCGGCUAGCACGGAAAGGUCCGUCAGGAAGUGCAGCCUCACAGAUUGUAUCAGAUAGCGACUUCAAUCUUUCACUGGACCGACUACCUCGAUUAUCUAGGGCCAUCAGACGGUCUGGUAUCUCACGCAGGCUUACGAGGCUUCUCAAUACAUCGAGGAAGAUCAGGGUGAGAUAGCCAAAGCAACAUCAGCCGAGUUCGAACGACUUGUGCGUCAUUACUUUGACUGGAAAAUAAAGGACGGUGGCUAUGAAGCCCUCAAAGACAGUCCACUCAAAGAGCGUCUCGUAAAGACCAUCAGUCUUCGACAGAAUUAUUUCGAAUAUCUCACCUCACAGCGAGCUUCC